This is a messenger RNA of Tripterygium wilfordii, 1170 nucleotides long. Its product is annotated as deSI-like protein At4g17486. The record is from RefSeq and is a predicted model, not a curated record. Gene Ontology annotation, molecular function: deubiquitinase activity. The transcript has 4 exons. Bases 216 to 884 code for a protein of 222 amino acids. Gene Ontology annotation, biological process: protein deubiquitination. Lineage: Eukaryota; Viridiplantae; Streptophyta; Magnoliopsida; Celastrales; Celastraceae.
AAACUAAAAACAUUAAUUUGUGUUUGGAGGAAAAAAAUUCACCUUCUUUUCCAUUAAAGGUUGUUCCUUUUCUCCCUUUUUCCCCGAACCUCUCUCUUUCUUUUCCGUGUUACGACAUGGAUAUCUGAGAGGCACUACCUUCACAUGAACUAGAAGAGGAAUCAUUAUCUGGGUUUGGAAUUUCUUGGGGAAUUUGGUGCAAACUUUACCGGCAAAUGGGGGUGCAAGGGAGCACGUCAAAUUCAAGCACGAAGCAUGAAAAUAGUAGCGACACCCAGGUGGUUUUGAAUGUGUACGAUCUGACCCCUAUCAACAACUACACGUAUUGGUUCGGUUUUGGGAUUUAUCACUCGGGCAUUGAAGUUCACGGAAAGGAGUACGGAUUUGGUGCCCAUGACUUCCCUGUUAGUGGAGUUUUUGAAGUGGAACCAAGGAGCUGCCCAGGAUUUAUUUAUCGAUGUUCCAUAACUUUGGGCUGCAUAAAUAUGUCGCCCUCUGAAUUCCGUAUGUUUAUUGAAAAUGCAGCUUCUGAGUAUCAUGGAGAUACUUAUCACCUUAUCUCCAAGAAUUGUAACCAUUUUACGGACGAAAUCUCAUUGAGAUUGACGGGAAGACGUGUUCCUGGUUGGGUGAAUCGUCUUGCUCGGCUAGGGGCAUUGUGCAGUUGUCUGCUUCCCGAAAGCCUACAAGUGACAACUGUUAAGCAGCUACCUGAAUACUACGAGUGUACCGAAGAGGGUGCAGAAGAGGAUGGAAGCGAAUCUCUUGCUGCCACCACUCCCGGGGAAUCGACAGAAAUUGAUGAUACGGAUCAAGAAAAGCACCUACUAUCACCUCCAUCUGGAGGAGGGGAAGUGUCUUUUGUUAAAGAGGCACACAAGUGAAACCAAAGCACUUACUCUCUCAAUUGCUGUUUGGAAUCUUUGUUAUGGUUUUUGCUUGCCAUAUGAUUCUUUUGGUGGGAGGAGGUUGCUUGGAGUGCCUGCAUGCGUGACUCUCCAUCUGAUUGUUGUAAUAUGCCCUGAUUCUUGCUCAUUUAUUCCUAUUUUCUUCUUUUUACCUCCCCCAUUUGCUUGUUUCAUUGGCUGUAUCCGCACCCGGAAUUGAGAAAUGGAUGAUGAUUUGAUGUUUGAUAGAAAUGUAUUGUAUUAAGCUUUGGAUGAGAGAUCA